Molecule: messenger RNA, 650 nt
Organism: Leptopilina boulardi
Lineage: Eukaryota; Metazoa; Arthropoda; Insecta; Hymenoptera; Figitidae
Product: U6 snRNA-associated Sm-like protein LSm8
Exons: 4
Coding region: 131-421 (96 amino acids)
Biological process (GO): mRNA splicing, via spliceosome
Cellular component (GO): precatalytic spliceosome; U6 snRNP; U4/U6 x U5 tri-snRNP complex
Molecular function (GO): RNA binding
Source: RefSeq, a predicted model, not a curated record
UCUAUCAGCAGAGAAGUGAACUAUAUUUGUUUUCACUUGCGCGUUUUUACAUAACCUAAAAUUAUAAAAUAACGUCUAUAAAACGCUUAAUUUCAAUAAUAAAUAUUUAUUAAGAAGAUUAAAAAUUAUAAUGGCCAGUAGCUUAGAAAGCUUUGUGAAUCAUACUGUUUCUAUUAUAACGUAUGAUGGUCGGAAUUUCAUUGGCACGUUAAAAGGAUUCGAUCAAACGAUUAAUUUAAUUUUGGAUGAAUCACAUGAAAGAGUUUACAGUACAACUCGAGGCGUUGAUCAAGUUGUUUUAGGAUUACAUAUAAUUAGAGGUGAUAAUGUUGCAAUAGUUGGUGAAUUAGACGAGGAAAUGGACGCAAGACUAGAUCUUGCCACGAUACGUGCAGAACCUUUAUCAGCGGUAACGCAUUAGAAUUUAAUUUUAAGUGGAUCGACUCAUCCUCUGUUAAAUAUCUCAUAAUUUAUUUAAAAACAAAAUAAUCUGCAUUUAUUUCAAAUGCAAAAUGAAAUUUUUUUUUGCAAAUCAAAUUUAUCAGAAGAUGACUCAAAAGUUUGAGUUUUAAUACCUUCAUUAUACAAGGACAAUUUUUUAAAGUUUAAAUCAAUAAAAUAAAGGAAUCCAUAUAUUUCUUUAACUACAA